GUUGGGUGGUCAUCAACAUGCAUCUCGUAAGGCUUUUCUACUUUCUGACAUCAUUAUUGUUGUACUUACCAACAUUCAUCCCGGGCUAGCUUCCUCACAAGCAGCUCCAGUCUUUGAUAGCGGAAAAAGGAUCAUGUUGGGUGGUCGGAAAGCGCGCUCUGCAGCCCACGAACAACGUAUCUGCUUGGAAGCGAAUGCCGCAGGACGCCUCUGGCCACAGCAAAGCCCAACUCCAGACCGCGAAGGACGACUAUUGUGCGCUAGCAGCGGUCACGUUAAGUCGCCAGCUAAUCCAUAUCCAAAUUCAGAAGUACCUCUAGUGCCAUGCAUCUUGGAGAUAUGAUUGGUCCAUAAGUAGAUUGAAAAGUUGUAGCGGGUAUUCUGGAAGGAAGGUGUCCAAUAUUAAGUAGAUACAAGAGUGCCUGUACCUAGUAGUACUUUGGAGAUAUUACUGUGACGGUAUUGACAGUAUUCCCACAAGAAGUGCUGCCACCAUGUGACGGGAGAGCACUUUCAAUAUGAGUCUUGAGAUGGAUUUCGCUGAGCUCUAAGUAUGGCAACCCGAUUCUCCAACUGGCGUUCAACGGGGACGGCAAAGUUUUGGCAUCAGGCGACCGCAAGGGAGGCGUGGUCUUGUACUUUCUCGGCCAUAACCGAUUUGCAACUGUUGUAAGGCCUGCCCCAGACGGUCUCCCGAUUUCCUGCCUUGCUUUCACAAAACGACGCUUGGAGGAAGUACUAUUUUUUAAGAGUGUAGUGAAUAAUUAUGUGGAGUUUCUUUGAGUUACUUGUACGAUUAAUGGCUUACUUCGAAUUGUGCUGCCUGCAUGCAAGAAGGCUGCAGCUGUACAGAUUUUCACUACACUUGUCAUGAUCCAAUUUAGGGAGUUCAACCGAAGCAGCAGCACCCAUAUGAUGAAGCGCUUCAUCUAGUGGAGCUCUUCAGGUCCUCUCAGUCUCAAUGUUAGCUUUUAAGAGACAAGGAACUUCAAUUUGUGAAAAAUAGGUUCUUGUCGUGGUUCGGACAGUAAUCCGUGUUUUCGCUGUUGAUGGUCGUCGGGAGACCGCGCAGCUUCGCUCAACGGGCCACCAGCGUCCCAUUAGUGCCGUUCGUGCGGCCGGCUGCUCUGCCUUCUGUCUUUCGCUGAGUUCCGACGCUUGUAUUUUGUGGGAUGUUGGGACGUGGACGCGGUUGCGGUCACUCUUUUCUUCCGCGUCGCCGUUCGCGGAUGCAGCUUUUGUUGCGGCAAGUAACUUCCCUACCAGUGCUCAAAGCGAACAUCAAGGAGGUGAUACGGAUGAACGGUCAACAUCGAC
Messenger RNA from Amoebophrya sp. A25, 1317 nucleotides. The record is from the annotation of a GenBank genome assembly. NCBI's taxonomy places the organism in Eukaryota, Dinophyceae, Syndiniales, Amoebophryaceae.